Messenger RNA from Neocloeon triangulifer, 3024 nucleotides. It is a transcript of the gene Taf4, whose product is annotated as transcription initiation factor TFIID subunit 4. The coding region runs from base 45 to 2390 and encodes 781 amino acids. Gene Ontology annotation, biological process: transcription initiation at RNA polymerase II promoter; DNA-templated transcription. Lineage: Eukaryota; Metazoa; Arthropoda; Insecta; Ephemeroptera; Baetidae. The transcript has 13 exons. The record is from RefSeq and is a predicted model, not a curated record. Gene Ontology annotation, cellular component: transcription factor TFIID complex. Gene Ontology annotation, molecular function: RNA polymerase II general transcription initiation factor activity; DNA binding; protein heterodimerization activity.
CUCCUUGCUGCUGAGUUCAGUCGCCACUCGGAUGCAGGCAGAAAAUGGCGUCUGCAAAGUUUCUCGAGGAAGCCCUGAACAAUGACGUCGACGAGUCGGCCGUAAACGCGAUCGUGGGCUCCCUGGAGACGCAGCUUGGUUCGGCGGGGGCAGUCGGAGGCGGCGCCCCCACCCCCGGGCCCACAGUCGCGGUCCCCGGUGCCGUCGCCACGGCUCAGCUCAACGGGCCCGCCAAGCACAACGGGGCCCCGGACAUAAACAACGGCGAGCCAGCAAGACCCCUAAAGACUGAGCCGCCGACGGUGAACGGCAUAGUGACGCCGCCCACCCCCGUUGCCACCCCCGCACCAGCAAAGCCCCCACCUGUGAUCAGCAACGGCGCCACCAAGACGGUGCCGCCCCCGCCGGCCCUUGUGCCUGCUGCCGCCCCCACCAUGCAGAUCCUCAACGUGAACCCUAUCCGAGCGGCGGCCCCCAAUGCCGCCCCCGGAAUUAACCCUGGGGUUAUGCAGAAAGGGGUGCCGCAGCGGGUAGUCAUCGGCACCCAGCAGAUGGUCGGCGCACGUCCUGGACAACCUGGGCAAAUCACCCUUCAGGCAAUACCAGGUCUGCAACCUGGCGCGCAGGGUCACAUCCUGGUCAAAACAGAGAAUGGGCAGCUGCAGUUGUUGCGCGUAGGCAGCAUCGGACCAGCCACGACUAAUGCACAGGGAACAUUAACUCAAGCAGGAGCCCCUGGAGCAACGACUACCUACCGCCUCCAGUCUGUGCCAGUUUCGGCCGCCCCAAGACCAGGAGCACCUAUGCAGCAGGUCGCCACAGCACCGCAGGGUGUCAGACUGGUGACCGCAGGGACAAACUUGGCCGGUGGCGUUGCAGUGACGCAGGGCAUCGUGCAGCCACAGCAGCAGACGGCCGCGCAACUGGCGCAGAAGCAGGCCGUGGACUCAACAAAGGAAAAGUGCCGCAAGUUCCUGGCCAACCUGCUCGAACUUUCGAGUCGCGAACCGAGACAAGUCGAACGCAACGUGCGCACCCUCAUUCAGGAGCUCAUCGACACAAAGGUGGAACCCGAAGAGUUUUGCGAUCGACUAGAAAAACUUCUAAACGCGUCGCCGCAGCCGUGCCUAAUUGGUUUCCUUAAAAAGAGUUUGCCGCUUUUGAGGCAAGCGCUGAUAACUAAGGAACUGGUCAUCGACGGCAUUAGGCCGCCACCAAUGACUGUAGUCUAUCAGUUGCCCCAGGGUGGACUUGUCAUGCCCACCACCCUUCAGGCGCGUGGUCCUGGAACACAGGGACAGCAGAUAAGACUGCAGGCAGCGCCUACGCAGCUGACGACGCAGGUCCGUGUGAUGGCGCCGAUGAACGCAGCAGGCGUCCGAGCACCCAUGCAGCACCGACUUGUGACGGUGAGUGCCCCAGGCGCCGCGUCAACAGCCUCCACCACCACCACCGUGCGCCUGACCACACCUACAAGGCCAAUGGUUCCUGGGAAGAUGGCCUCACCAAUCACUGUUGUUCGAGGCCAGGUGCCUUCGGCUGCGACUACGACCAUCAAAACGAUGCCUGCCUUGUCCAAGGAGAAAGAGAAAAAGACGUUCUCUUCAUCUGGUUAUGCUGGCGACGACGACAUAAACGAUGUUGCAGCAAUGGGUGGCGUCAACCUGGCCGAAGAGUCGCAGCGAAUCCUUGGGUCAACCGAGUUUGUCGGCACACAGAUCCGCUCAGUGAAAGAUGAGUUGUUUCUGCAUGCCGGCCCACUGCACCAGAGAAUCAAGCAGAUUUUGGCAAAGCACGGUCUAGACGACCCGCCAAACUCGGAAGUGGCAGCCCUUAUAUCUCAUGCCACCCAGGAGCGCCUUAGAGAACUAGUAGAAAAACUCGCAGUCAUCUCCGAACACCGACAAGACAUGCUCAAGUUGGAGUCUCACUACGAGCCGACGCAGGACGUUCGGGCGCAGCUGCGGUUUCUUGAGGACCUAGAUCGAAUGGAGAGGCGGCGGCACGAUGAGCAGGAGCGCGAGCUUCUUCUUCGGGCGGCCAAAAGCAGAUCCAAAACAGAGGACCCUGAGCAGGCCAAACUCAAAGCCAAAGCAAAAGAGAUGCAACGGGCAGAGAUGGAGGAGUUGCGCCAACGGGAGGCCAACCUGACAGCCUUGCAGGCCAUUGGCCCCAGAAAAAAGCCAAAGCUCGACCUCAAUGGCGCCUCCAGCUCCUCUGGACAGUCAACGACGGCAGGGGCAAGUGGUUCUAGCAGUAGUACAACAAAAGCCACGAUGCCAUUGAGAUCGAGAGUGAAGCGAGUCACCAUGAAGGACAUAUUGUUCUUGCUGGAGCAGGAGAAGACGACGUGUCGGUCGCCGUUCCUCUACAAAGCUUAUCUCAAGUAGAUCAACUGGCGAAAUAAAAUUAAAAUGCAAAACAAACCGAAUAAGUGACUGUGAAGAAGAGAAAUGCAAAAAAGCGGCGGCCAUUUUAAUCGCGUCUAUUUUUGUAUCGCGCGGGACACCAAAGAGGACCUUGAUCACAUUCCACUGUCUCAAGUGCACUUGGAUUGCGCUGGCCCACCGGCCGCCCCCAACCUAAUGCCUGCCCCCACCCCCGUGCCCUGAGAAAGAGAAAAGCAAGAAAUGGACGGACGGACGGGGAGUUUGUUGUGGUCCGUGUGGGUCCAGCAGUCGGUUACGCUAAUUGUUUGUUAAGUUUGUGUUUAGUCGGGUCUUCUAGUGAGUACCUUGGAUCGUACAUACACCGCUCUGUACUGUACAUACAACAAAAACAACCAACGUUUCGUUGUUUGAUUAAUGACCACAAAUGCUGAUUCACCGAGAGACAUUUCCUAUGAGAAUUGAGCGAUGGAGAAUCAAAACCGAUUUGUUCGUUCGCAUGUGAACGGAGUUGCAAGGAGUCGUUUGUUUUAAUUCAGUGUUGUGCAUGUUUUUUUUAGAGAAAAGCAGAUUUGAGGAGAAUAAUCAACAAGCCGAUGAAAAAGAGAAAAUAUCUAUUAAAAAUUUUUAUUUUGCA